This is a messenger RNA of Seminavis robusta, 633 nucleotides long. Lineage: Eukaryota; Bacillariophyta; Bacillariophyceae; Naviculales; Naviculaceae. The record is from the annotation of a GenBank genome assembly.
AUGAUAUCAAGGAAGAUGGUGUUUCCAUCGUUACUGCUAUUGAUAAUAAAUUGGCUUGUCGUUGGCACUGCUGGGGAAUUUUUAACCAUUCAAGAAGACGUCUCAAUUGAAGCACCAACACUUGUCUACCAUGCAUUAUUGCAAAAUGAAGACGCCCUCCCCAUUGACCAAGCAAGCUCUACUCACCUGCGAGCAUCUGUAAAGCCCCGGGAGUCUUCCUGGUUGGUCUCAGACAGUGAAGAUGAUAGAAAUCUGCAAGGAGGGCCGACCUUUAGCGAUGAAUUUUCCAUUUCCUUUCGGCUGGUUUGGAGCAUGGCAUUUUCGGAAGGCACCACUAUCCGAGAGCCCACGCAAGACGAGUACAAUGGCUUGCUAUUUGCCACUUUACGUUGGCUACUUGCUUCGGCCAAUGAAGCCUAUGCUGAUGAGUCGGAUUCAUUCUCUGUGAAGAGCUUUGAUAUGACACAUUAUGGCGCCAGUUUUAAUGAGUCAGACCCCUUCCCGUCAAUUGUCGGCAUGGAAUGUUCUUGCAUUUUGAAUGCCAACGACAGAGCCGAUAUCCCCUCAACCAUUCAGUUUUUGGUCGCAUUCAGCAGAGCUAUAACCGUACUGUAUUUGUCCAAGAAUACCUAA